Molecule: messenger RNA, 1680 nt
Organism: Sphaerulina musiva SO2202
Lineage: Eukaryota; Fungi; Ascomycota; Dothideomycetes; Mycosphaerellales; Mycosphaerellaceae
Exons: 2
Coding region: 535-1569 (344 amino acids)
Source: RefSeq, a predicted model, not a curated record
CUUUCAUUCUCGGCGCUCAAUGAACAAUAUGAAAGACACCUGACCCGAUAUCCCGCUGUCUGCGCUGCCAACACCGCCCGACUAAGAGAACCCGACGUCGAAAAGCGCAUGAGAUAUGGGAGCGAUUCUACUGGUACAGACCAGUACUUCGGCUACUCACUCAGGACCUGGUCUUCGAUUUCCAUUCGUCACGGACUCCGCCCAUGAGUCGAUGUGCAACAUCAAGUAUAUACAUCACGGAAGAAGAAAAGCUCGCCAGUCUCAUCUCCUUAGCGCUGCGCUGCGCAGCUCCUCUGUCAUCGGCUACGUGCUUUCAUCGCCCUUCUUUCAUAACGACGUAUCUGCAUCCGUAAUCUCGGUCUUUGAUGUCGCUAGAUACCCACUGUUGGUCCUCGACUGCCUUGGGUGCACAAUGAAUAAAGAACGAGAUGCUCCGGAUUCAGUAAGGAAUGAAAUGAUGGCUCUCCUUAUACCAUCCUGGAUUCCCAGCGUGCUCCGUGAGACAAGCCAAACUCUUCUGGACAUACUAACAAUAUGGUUCCUGAGCCAUGUGACGAUCGGCUAAAUCCUCAGCACAAUACCCUGCUCGCCAUACCUCAUCCAGGGUGUGCUACAGCACGACAGCAGUGUAGCCGCUACCAUCCUGGCUUCUCCAAUCGUAAUGGAGGGUUCUCGGUCUGCAAUGCGUGCAACACGGACGGACUGCAUGUGUUGGAGCUUCACGGACCUCCUAAUGAACUGAAUCGGCGGCGUCUCCGGACCGUAGGACCACCUCGAAUCCAGCCUUUCACUAUUCCUCCAAACUGGCAAACUCCUCUCGAGUUUGUGAGUGGUCAUGUCACUCCAACAGACCCUCCCAGUUAUCGACACAAUCAAUUCUUGACCAGGAUGUGUCGAAAGUGCGCGCGAAUCGAGCAGACGUUGGCACAAGCACGGUACGAAGCAUGGGUUCAGGCCCCAGGCUGUGAUCUCAGCUAUCUGCCCGGAACGAACGAAAUGAUAGAGAAAUCCCAGUGGUACAGUUAUCCUUGGUCGUCCUGUACAUGCUACUCCAAGCUUAACCUCGCUCGACCAGCACGACUGCCUGAUCGGACUGGUCCGACCGGACAGGAUGGACUUCCCAUCCCACAGGACGGUCAUCGUAGCUGGGAUGUCCGUAGACUACGACUUUGUCAUACUCAUCGAGAAGCUAAAUGGAAGGAAUUGGAGGGGGCUAGGAACCAAAACGAUAUUUGGUUGCAGAACAUACAUCUCGUCACGCCCGACGGGACUGCUCUACGUCAAGCCACCGCAGCAGAGAUGCAGGAUCGUGUUAUUGGAGCUGGAUCUUGGCGCGCGUGCCGAUGCGGAGCGGAAAUCGACCACUAUGGCGCCUCUGGUAUCGAAGGGUAUCCCCCCGAGAUCUAUCAGUGUUUGGCUUGCGAAGGCACCAUCAACACUGUAGACCAGAACAACCCUACAGGUCAUAUGUAUGCGCCUGCUCCCUGGCUUCGGAGCCACAGACCCGCAACUCUCAAGUUGGGCAGAUUCAGAAACCUCAAUCGGGAGGAAAUAGUCGAUCCAAGGUAGCUUGACCAGCAAGGUCUGGCUUGACAGGAUUCAACUUGACGUGAAGCAGUUACCACGGGUGGAAAUGUGUCUUUUGAUGUAAUGAUUAUUGUAUUUCUAUUAGUUCCGUAG